This is a messenger RNA of Neltuma alba, 1942 nucleotides long. Its product is annotated as DUF21 domain-containing protein At4g14240. The record is from RefSeq and is a predicted model, not a curated record. NCBI's taxonomy places the organism in Eukaryota, Viridiplantae, Streptophyta, Magnoliopsida, Fabales, Fabaceae. The transcript has 13 exons. The coding region runs from base 93 to 1604 and encodes 503 amino acids. Gene Ontology annotation, cellular component: cytoplasm. Gene Ontology annotation, biological process: intracellular manganese ion homeostasis; magnesium ion homeostasis.
GCCAACAAAACUCCAUACUUCGCUUCCAGACGAGAAUCGGGAAACGAACAAGAAGAAGAAGAAGAAUCUCUGGGAAUCCAGCCACGAUCACGAUGCAUCUGCUGAAUGCGGUGAUGGUGGGUCGGAUGCUUACUCGCAACCCUGGCCUAGAAGAGGAGGUCAUCGGUGGUGGCAUUCCCUUUGGGUCACUCUGGUGGUUUAUCUAUGCCGGGAUCUCCUGUUUCCUCGUCCUCUUUGCUGGAAUCAUGUCCGGUUUAACCCUUGGGCUCAUGUCUCUCGGCCUCGUCGACCUCGAGAUUCUUCAGCGCAGCGGUACUCCAACCGAGAAAAAGCAAGCUGCGGCAAUACUUCCUGUGGUUCAAAAGCAACACCAGCUGCUAGUAACUCUGCUUCUCUGUAAUGCUGCUUCAAUGGAGGCCCUUCCAAUAUACCUUGAUAAACUAUUCAAUCAGUAUGUAGCUAUCAUUCUCUCGGUGACUUUUGUUCUAGCUUUUGGGGAGGUUAUUCCACAAGCAAUUUGUACUAGGUAUGGUCUUGCUGUUGGUGCCAACUUUGUAUGGCUCGUGCGGAUUUUAAUGAUAGUCUGUUAUCCAAUAGCAUAUCCCAUUGGAAAGGUUCUGGAUUGGGUAUUGGGACAUAAUGAGGCUUUAUUUAGGCGUGCUCAGUUAAAAGCUCUUGUCUCCAUCCACAGCCAGGAGGCUGGGAAGGGGGGUGAACUUACCCAUGAUGAGACUACAAUUAUCAGUGGAGCUCUUGAUUUGACUGAGAAGACUGCUGAGGAGGCCAUGACUCCUAUUGAAUCAACCUUUUCUUUGGAUGUAAAUUCAAAGUUGGACUGGGAAGCGAUGGGAAAAAUUCUUGCUCGUGGUCAUAGCCGAGUUCCUGUCUAUUCUGGAAAUCCUAAGAAUAUUAUCGGGCUUCUUCUAGUCAAGAGUCUACUCACAGUGCGUCCAGAAACGGAGACCCCUGUCAGUGCUGUUUCUAUCCGGAGAAUUCCAAGGGUUCCAUCAGAUAUGCCUCUUUAUGAUAUACUAAAUGAGUUCCAAAAAGGCAGCAGUCAUAUGGCUGCUGUUGUCAAGGCCAAGGGAAAAGGCAAGAUUAUUCCACCAACAAUUGAUCAAGAGAAACAUAAAGAGUCCAAGAUUAAUGGUGAGAAUAUGCAGUUGACUACUCCAUUGUUACAGAAGCAGGAUGAGAAUUCAGGAAGUGUUGCUGUUGAUAUUGACAAGCCUUCAAGGCCUGCCAACUUCAAUAAGCAAACUGCUUUGCAACGUGGUGAUGCUCCAACAAGUGGUCUGGAGGAUAUUGAAGAUGGUGAAGUGAUUGGUAUCAUCACUCUAGAAGAUGUAUUUGAAGAACUUCUGCAAGAGGAGAUUGUAGAUGAGACAGACGAAUAUGUUGAUGUCCACAAGAGAAUACGUGUGGCUGCAGCUGCUGCUGCUUCCUCAGUGGCACGCGCUCCAUCAGUGCGGAGGUUGACUAGCCAGAAGGCAGCAGGAGGUCAAACAAAGCAGGGGCCAACCCCAAAGAAAUCUGCUGAAGAUACCCUGAAUUCUGCAAGAUCUCAGAUAAAUUCUGGAGAGCCCCAUGCGAAUAGGGGUUGAUCCCUCCUCUCGAAUAAAGGGAUCUGCAUUAUGUAUCAGCACUAUGCAAUGUGAUGUUAAUAUUUUUGUUUGAUCUUCCUGUAAUAAUACGUUAUUAAUUUUACUUGGGAAUAAUUGUUCAAAGAUUUGGUUUGGUUCGAUUUUGAGCAAAAAGCUAAACCAAACGAAAUCAAUUGAUUUGGUAUAAUUGUAGACCUCUUUGGUUUAAGAUGAAGUUAGGCUCCGUUUUGAAGUUAGUUGGGCUUUGUCAUGCUAAUUUAUAGUAAACGGACACUAAACGUGGCAUCUCUUUCCACGGGAUUUGAACUUGUGUGUAGAAAAAAAGAUUGUACUUGCUA